AUCUGCUAGAGACGACACAAGGCUCCGUGAUCCUGGACUUGAGUGCUUAUUAAUCUGGAAGGUAGGAGGCAGCUAAUGGGAAAUAGUCGGGAGAAAGAAGCCGACACAACGCAGACAGCGGGAAAUGAGUGGAUGUCCUGAGGGGAGAACCAUUUCAGCUGGCGACAGACUCCUGCACCUGUUUACAUAUAACUCAUAAAAAUCGAACUAUCGUUAUCAAACGGCUCAGGUUAGGCUACGCACAAACGGAAGAGUGUGACUAGACUAGGAACUGAAGUCUAAAAUGUCAGGGUUUCCUGGACCCUCACAACUACUCGUGGCAGUGAAGGAGGAGAUAAAAGAAGAAGAAGAAGAAUUUGAUUAUUUCCUACACGAGUAUCUGAGUGCAAUUCAUGAAGAGGAUGAAAAGCCUGUACUGCAAUAUGACUAUAAGACUGAAACACACACAGCACCAAUCUUGACCUGCAAAGAAGAGAAGUCUCCACUGACGAACAUUAAAGAGGAAGAAGAAUAUGAUUUAAGAGAAUUUGAUCAUGAGGACACUUCUCUGAGAAGAGGCUCUCAAAGGAUUCAGUCUCACAAAAAAGUGAGGAACACUGAGGAAAAAAGACACAAGAAGAAAAGUCACAAACGUUUCCGGUGCAGGAAGACUUCGUACCGAAAAUCACAUCAGCGACUGGUUACCAAGGAGACAAAACAUGAAUGCCCUCAGUGUUCCAGAACCUUUGUGUCAUUUUCCACUCUUGCAAUUCAUCAACGAGUGCACACAGGAAACAAGCCCCAUCAGUGCAGCACAUGUGGCAAGAAUUUCAGCAUUAUCUCAAAUCUCGCUAGACAUCAGAUCAUGCAUACUGGAGAGAAGCCGUAUCGGUGUUCUCAAUGCGGAAAGACCUAUUUUCGAAUAUCUGAUCUCAGGCUACACGAGAUGAUCCAUACUGGAGAAAGGCCAUAUCAUUGCACUACGUGCGAAAAGAGUUACAGGACUAAGUCAGAUCUUACCAAACAUCAAAUUGUGCAUAGGCCUAAUGGUGAAAAGGCACAUGAGUGUCCUCCGUGUGGAAAAACAUGUUGGAGAGCAUAUGACCUCAAGAAACAUCAGAUGAUCCAUACUGGGGAAAGGCCAUAUGAAUGUUCUACAUGUGGAAAGAGUUUCAGGGCGAGGCCAGACCUCACCAAACAUCAGAUCACACAUAAUAGGGAAAAGCCAUAAAAGUGUUCUCAGUGUGAAAAGUCCUUCAUGAGUAUCUAUCAUCUUAAAAGACAUCAGAUGAUCCAUACUGGGGAAAAGCCAUAUCAAUGUACUGUGUGUGGGAAGAGUUUCAGGCCUAGCUCACAACUCGCUACUCAUCAGAUGACACACACAGAAAAGCCUCACAGAGAAAAGCCUCAUAAGUGCUCUCAGUGUGGAAACGGCUUCACAACUGCAGGUAGUCUUAGGGCACAUCAGAUUAUUCAUACAGGAGAAAAAUCUUUUAAAUGUUCACAGUGUGGAAAGGCCUACAAUAACCUCUCUAAUCUUAGUGCACACAAGAAAACACACAGUGGAGGAAAGCCAUAUCACUGCAGCACAUGUGGGAAGAGUUUCAGAAGUAGAGCAGAUCUUGCCGAUCAUGAAAUCAUACACACUGGAGAGAAGCCUCAGAAGUGUUCUCAGUGUGGAGAGACUUUUGGUUGAAGGUUUCAACUC
This is a messenger RNA of Alosa sapidissima (American shad), 1687 nucleotides long. RefSeq names its product zinc finger protein 480-like. Bases 284 to 1210 code for a protein of 308 amino acids. Gene Ontology annotation, biological process: regulation of transcription by RNA polymerase II. The transcript is spliced from 3 exons. The record is from RefSeq and is a predicted model, not a curated record. Gene Ontology annotation, molecular function: RNA polymerase II cis-regulatory region sequence-specific DNA binding; DNA-binding transcription factor activity. NCBI's taxonomy places the organism in Eukaryota, Metazoa, Chordata, Actinopteri, Clupeiformes, Clupeidae.